Durusdinium trenchii is the source of this 1944-nucleotide messenger RNA. Lineage: Eukaryota; Dinophyceae; Suessiales; Symbiodiniaceae. The record is from the annotation of a GenBank genome assembly.
GUGAGGUGUUGGAGAGGUCAGGGUGAACGAACAGAUUGGGCCAGGAGGGGCUGUCAUUCAACACAUCUCAAUGCUUCAGGGUGUUGGUUGUCUUGGAGAUGUUGUAGUUUCCGAUGCCUUCAAGAGUCCUUCAAGGCUGAAGCUGAAGCUGUAUUCAGCCUUCCUGAAGUUUGUUGCCGAUUUGUCUCUUUCAUGGACUUGCAUUUGUAGCACAGGGCCAGGGGUAAUAUUAUUGAAUCUGCUUCUCCAUGCCACGGAGGAACCUGCACUGGAUCAAGGACACUCAAGGAAUUGGUUCGAUGUUCAGGCUUGAUCUCUACACUUGCCAUCGGAAGGUUCCACCAAAUUUGGCCAGCCGCACAUCAACUUGCAGUAGCAGGGACAACUCACCUCAAAAGAGAACGCUCUAGGUCAACAAGUGACUCUCUUCUGGCAUUUUCUCGCAUACUUGUUGACAGGUUGCCAUGGCAUGAUUUCCAAAGGCACGUUGAAUUCACGCUGAAUGGUAGACGUGCACUGGACCAAACGCAGCUGUUGUCAUUUGGUAUUGGUUCUGGCUACUUGGAGUAUACCCGCUGUGGUCUUCGUUUGGUCGGAGAGCACGGUGCCGUUCGUGGGCUUACAAGCCCUUCCGGGACGAGCCCAGAGCCCAGCCUUUCUUGAGCCCACUGUUGCUCCAGUGGCAGAGCGGCCUUUUAUCGAGAACUUCAGGCCAUUUGAUAGGUCGAAUCUCACUACAAUCACUACAGUCUCCACCACUUGUUCCAGUGCACUGCCCAGUAAAAGCUCUGUAAGGACGGUCUACAUCAGUUCUGUCUAUGGUUGGCCCACCGCCGGUCUGCUGCCAAGUUGCCCGGUGCCGUGCCACGUCACCCGCGACGCACGCCUCUGGCGCAGCGCCGAUGUCAUUGUGUGGAACCUCCGGUGGUUGACGAGCUCUCCCCAGUUCAUGGGCGCGACUCCUUCGUCGAAGCCUCGCGGGCAGCGUUGGGUGGCCAACUACGACUUCGAGGCACCGGUGCACCAGCCGCAGCGCUUGAUGGCGGAGCUUGGGAGAGGGAUCGAUUGGACCGCUGGCUUUCAGACUGGAAGCGAUUUUGCCAAGCCCCACAUGAAACUGGCUCCACUGCAAGAGCCGGGAAUGGUGGAGAAGAGGAACUUUGCGGAGGGCAAAGAUCAAUUGCUCUUGUGGUUUGUGAGCAAUUGCGGUCCCAAAGACCGCAUCAAUGUCUUCCAGCAGCUUGCAUCAUAUCUUCCAGCCUCCAAAGUCCAGAGGUUUGGAAAAUGUGGUGGUGCUUUCAAAGAUCCUUGCGGUAAUCGUUUCAACGUCUCGUGCUUGAAGACAUCCACACGCCGCUUCAAGUUUUAUGCAGCCUUCGAAAACACUCGCUGUGACGGGUAUAUCACUGAAAAGUUCACCCAUGGUUAUCAAUUUGGCAUGGUACCUAUUGCUUGGGGUGGUUUGAGUAGAGCUGACUAUGAGAAGGUGGUACCGGGAAGCUCCUUCAUCCAUGUGGAUGAUUUCAAAGAUUACAAGGCUUUGGCUAACUACCUGCUAAAGCUGGACGCAGACGAUGCUAGCUACAACAAGUACUUUGAAUGGCGAACGCAAUACCGCAUGGUGGACAGGGACGAGAUUUGGGAUAAUGUCACAUGCAACCUUUGCAUGGAAGCUCAGAAGCCUUGGCGCGAGCAAAAGCGAUCCAGAAGUGAUUGGAACAAGGGCUUCUUUGGAAGAUGCAAGACGUGACUAGCAAAAAGACCGGACCAGGAGUUUGUAAGCGGACGGUUUUUUUGGCAGGUGCCUCAUACACGGAAGAACUCACGAUCCUGACAUUGUGCGGUGUUGGUAGAAACAAUAGAGCGAACCUAGGAGCCAUGGCCCCCAACCUCACAGCCAUGGCCCCCACCCUAUUAGCCAUGGCCUCCAACCUAAUAGCAAUG